Messenger RNA from Staurois parvus, 395 nucleotides. NCBI's taxonomy places the organism in Eukaryota, Metazoa, Chordata, Amphibia, Anura, Ranidae. The record is from the annotation of a GenBank genome assembly.
UAUAAUGAAUGCAGGGUCCGGGGAGAUCAGAUAUAGUGAAUGCAGGGUCCGGGGAGAUCAGAUAUAGUGAAUGCAGGGUCCGGGGGGACCAGAUAUAGUGUAUGCAGGGUCCGGGGAGACCAGAUAUAGUGAAUGCAGGGUCCAGGGAGACCAGAUAUAGUGAAUGCAAUUUCUGGGGAGACCAGAUAUAGUGAAUGCAGGGUCUGGGGAGACCAGAUAUAGUGAAUGCAGGGUCCUGGGAGACCAGAUAUAGUGAAUGCAGGGUCCGGGAGACCAGAUAUAGUGAAUGCAGGGGUCCGGGGAGACCAGAUAUAGUAAAUGCAGGGUCCUGGGAGACCAGAUAUAGUGAAUGCAGGGUCCGGGGAGACCGGAUAUAGUGAAUGCAGGGUCCGGGG